GACGGGAGAACUCGCGACAAGGGACGCUACUCCUGUUUUGGGUGCAUUCGAGCACUGGUAAUAUUGAAUUCGCUAGCGAUUGCUGGUAAGUUAAUGGUUUCUAACAUGUAGAGACACCGCGGAGAUGGGUAGACUACAGUAUCAGACAAUGUGGAGAGGCUUGGAUUUACAACUGGAAAUAGGCAGCUGACCGAUCUGAGCCGUAAGUUUUGCGGCCUCGGACUCCCUGCAGGAUGCUCUUCGCUUGAUCCAGCUUAGGGUUAAGGAAUGGGGCAUCGUGGGGCGACCGAGGGGAGGGGAGAGGGAUUUAAGUUUUUUUCUUCUUCUCCUUCCGCACUUCCCCUUGGGUUGCCGGAAACGACAAUUACUACAACAAGAGCUUCCUGCUGAAAGGCACAUCGUGAACAAUGGGUCAGGGGAAUAGUCGUGAGAAAUUGGUCUUUUCGAAGGGUUCAUUCCCCCCCCCCUCUCGUUGGUGGGACUGUUGGAAGGGUGCCCAUCAUGCUAACCAACGAUACCUUCAACACGACAAGACCCCAACCACCCGGCAAACCUAAUCUGCAGUCUAUGCAAAAACUUCUACACCCUAGGCUGGGUAUGCCUCUCCUACCCUCUCCUACUCCCAAACUAAAGAUGUCAGGUAACCGGCACAGGCGGCGGCAUCUCCAUUCGCCAUGAAUCCCACGUCUACCUCGCCCCCUCGGGCGUCCAAAAGGAGCGCAUAACCCCCCAGGACAUGUUCGUAAUGGACUUUCCCACAAAAACCUACCUCCGCAGUCCCCCCUCCCUCAAGCCCUCGGCCUGCACGCCGCUGUUCAUGGCAUCGUUCACUAAGCGUAACGCGGGAGCGUGCAUACAUACGCACUCGCAGGCCGCCGUUUUGUGCACACUGUUGACGAAGGGAAGUACAUGGUCGAUUGCGAACGUCGAACAGAUCAAGGCGAUACCGAGGCCAUCUACCGGCGGGUAUUACGGAUUUUUUGAUAAGUUGGUUAUUCCGAUCAUCGAGAAUACCGCGCGGUAGGUUUGGCUCCUGGGUGGGACAAAGGUUAGCUAGCUCAUGGUGAAGGUAGCGAGGAGGACUUGACAGAGAGUCUCGAAAAAGCCAUUGACGAAUACCCCGAUACCUGCGCGGUCCUGGUUAGGAGGCAUGGAGUGUGGGUUACCUUUAUCUCAUCUCUCUCCGAAGUUUACCAUGUUUGAGCAAUCCUCCAUUCUGACCGCGCUCUCAAUCGUAGCUACGUCUGGGGCGACACCGUCUGGAAAGCAAAGACUCAGGCAGAAAGGUGAGAAUUGCGAUUUUCCAUGGAGGCAGUGUUGCUGAUCUGCUGCUGGCGGUUUUCAAAAAAAGCUUGGACUAUCUCUUCCAACUAGCCGUGGAAAUGGUCAAGUUAGGAAUGGACCCGGCGGGGCCAAUAACGGCCGCCGAAUAGGCGCUCCAGUUUGAAGAGUCGAUUAGUCAGGAGAGGGAAUGAAGGAUGGCGGCAAUGGAAAGGAUACUAGGAAGCAAAGCAUCACAAUAUAUCCCAAAUUUCCACGGGAUAGCCCUGGGGAGCCCACACUCCCAUUACCAUGAUUCACAAACCCUACUCGUAGGCUACGGGAUCCGUGAUAUACUGUACAUCCUCACUUACUCUACCCAACCGUAACGUAGCACAAGCUCCUUCCAAACAGGACAUGACCUACGGUACCCAUCCAGCCACCUCCACUGCAGACCUAUGAUAUUGCGGUACUGUCCUUGUAUCACCUUCUGGAAAGUCGUCAGUUUGACCGUCCUUCGCCAACCACCCCCCGAACGAAAAAGGAAAAAGAAAGGAAAGGAAAAGAAAAGAAAAGAGUAAAAAAAAAUUCUCCCCACGACCAUAGCAGGACUUGAGAUCCACCCUCCCAGUACCGUACUGUACCGGUUGAGGGCUGC
This is a messenger RNA of Tuber aestivum (summer truffle), 1918 nucleotides long. NCBI's taxonomy places the organism in Eukaryota, Fungi, Ascomycota, Pezizomycetes, Pezizales, Tuberaceae. The record is from the annotation of a GenBank genome assembly.